AUGUCCGUCCUCUACACGGAGGUGCUGAGUUCCAAGCUGGAGCAUAGCCAACCUUUGUUGGCGGGCUUAGUAGCCGUCUUGACACUUGUUGUUCUCUACGCCUGGCUGAGCGACCCGAAGGCCCAAAGCCAUUACCCCCUCGUGGGCGCUGAGUCUACCUUUUUUUUAAAGGGAAUACGCCAGCGACGGCACUGGUUCCAGCAGGGCCCUGAACUCAUUCACAACGCCUUCAAACAGUUUCCCAACGUUAUUUUCACUCUCCCAUCCCUCGAUCGCACCUCGAUAGUCCUUCCCCCGCGCUUCCUGCAGGAAAUCAGAGACCUUCCGGCGUCCAUCGCCAGCAAUUCUCGUGCCACUUCGGAUUUCUUUAUUGGCAAUUGGACAACUUUGGAUUAUGAUAUCUUUGGUCAUGCUACCAUUGAUUCCAUCAAAACCCAGUAUAUUGCCAAAAUUGGGCAACAGAUAGGACGCGCUUCAAAUGAGGCGAUUUACGCUUUCAACCAACAUUUUGCUAGAUACCAAGAAUGGACUCCCGUCACAGCCCAACCAAAGAUUUUGGAACUCGUGGCGCAGAUGGUGGGUAGCACGAUUGUUGGUCCCGAUAUUUGUCGCGAUCCUGAUUGGGUUCCAUCGGUGAUUGGCUACGCACAAAACGUUUUCAUGCUGGCCGUUACCUUCAAGCUCGCGCCGGACAUUGCACGGCCGCUGGUAUCGCUCUUUACACCCUACAUUUACCGCAUUCAUAGCAGUCGCCGCGCCAUCAGGAGACUCGUCAGACCAACGGUCGAUCAGAAGAAUGCUUGGGCCCGCGAGCAGCCCCAGGACUGGAAGUCGCACGUCAAGCAUGACAAUGAAAUUACGACUCUGGAGUGGUUGGUAGAGACAUCCAAGCCGGAAGAGGCGACGGUGCCCAUGAUAGCGCACCGUAUCACCGGUGUAGCCUUUGGAGCAACUCAUACGACUUCCAACACCAUCACCAACGCCAUCCUGGACCUAGCCAACGAUUUUGACCGCUGGGCUCCUCCCUUGCGAGCAGAAAUCGAGGAAGUUUUGGGCGACAUCCAAUUAACCGAGAUCACCAAUUCUCAUCUUUCGAAGAUGUGGAAACUCGACAGUUUCUUGAAAGAGUCCCAGAGAUUCCAUCCGCCCUCGAAGUUGUCCGUGAACCGAAAGAUGAUGCAAUCCCAUGAGCUUUCCUCGGGCGAUGUUCUUCCUAAAAACGCGCACGUUUCCUUUGCCGGCGUGCCCAUGUCUAUGUCCGACGAAUUCAUUAGCGAGCCAGACGAAUUUGACGGCUUCCGCUUCGAGCGCCUUCGCCGCAACGCCGAGACAGACCACAACGGCUUACAAUUCACCUCCUCGUAUGCAGGUAGCCUGCAUUUUGGACAUGGAAAACAUAUGUGCCCCGGUCGAUUCAUGGGCAGCUUGAUUAGCAAGCUCCUUCUGAUUGAGCUUCUCAACCGCUACGACAUGAAAUUACAGGAUGGGGGUCGACCGAAGAAUAUCAUGUUUUUCGACAUGGACAUCCCAGACCCGAAGUAUGAGGUUUUAUUCCGGGACCGACAAACUUAG
Molecule: messenger RNA, 1572 nt
Organism: Penicillium verrucosum
Lineage: Eukaryota; Fungi; Ascomycota; Eurotiomycetes; Eurotiales; Aspergillaceae
Product: cytochrome P450
Exons: 4
Coding region: 1-1572 (523 amino acids)
Molecular function (GO): iron ion binding; heme binding; oxidoreductase activity, acting on paired donors, with incorporation or reduction of molecular oxygen
Source: RefSeq, a predicted model, not a curated record